AUGGGUAUUUUCAGCAAAUUGGUCAAGACCACCGUCGCAGGCAGUAUUGCCUCGGUCGGUGUCUUCUGGGGUGCCACGCGCAAUGACGUUUUCGAAGCCAUGGACAGCUCCGAUCCCAUUUUCCAAUCAGCCUUUUACAAGAAGUUCAACCCAAACAACAACCCUACCCUUCAUGAUGUCUGCGUUCGUCGCAUUCCCCUAGACAAGAUUCAACCCUCACUGGUCGAGGAGAAGGGCAAGUUGGUGGAAGCGUUCUGUGCCGGUGUCUGGGGUGGCCUGGGAUACAUUCCCCAGCGAGCCAUCCUUGAACGAAAGUACCGCGGCCCCGAGACUGCCGGUCAUCUCUGGGACCGAUCGGACCUUCUCAAAAACAAAUACGAAGUAGGAACCAUCGUCACCGACCACUUUGAGGUCGUCGAGAAGACCGAGGACCGUAUUGUCGUUCGCUGUGGUGACUCUCCACGUAACCGUGACGUCCGUCCCUCCGAUGGCCUCUUCGAAAUCGCCGCUAAGAUCAAGCCGAAUGAAGGCGUUGCUGAGUUCAGUCUGAAGAGCUGUUUCUACCAGGGGCUCGGCAAGGCGGAAGGUGCGCCUAUGGAUGACAAAGUGGCUUGGGCACACCGUCAGUAUACUAAGUUAUUGCUGGAAACCGCCGUGUUGAAGAAGUGCAUCCGGUAG
This is a messenger RNA of Penicillium roqueforti, 678 nucleotides long. RefSeq lists its product as uncharacterized. Bases 1 to 678 code for a protein of 225 amino acids. Lineage: Eukaryota; Fungi; Ascomycota; Eurotiomycetes; Eurotiales; Aspergillaceae. The transcript is spliced from 2 exons. The record is from RefSeq and is a predicted model, not a curated record.